This is a messenger RNA of Camellia sinensis, 2257 nucleotides long. RefSeq names its product sulfite exporter TauE/SafE family protein 3. Lineage: Eukaryota; Viridiplantae; Streptophyta; Magnoliopsida; Ericales; Theaceae. Gene Ontology annotation, biological process: protein ubiquitination. The record is from RefSeq and is a predicted model, not a curated record. Gene Ontology annotation, cellular component: membrane; Cul4A-RING E3 ubiquitin ligase complex.
ACUUAUCUUUCCACUCUAAUCUCCCUUGAGAAUCCAAUGACUAUUUUCAAACCCAACACAUCACAUGGUUGAGAAACCAGAAUGCUCUUUUUCAUUUCUUACGAACCAAACAGACACUGAUUUUGUCAAAGAUGUGUUUGCUUUGACAACAAGAGAGAGACAGAGUGUGUAGAGAGAGAGAAACAAUGAUAUGUAUGUAGAGGGAGAAAGAAAAACAGGGGAUGGAGAACGAAAGACAGAGGAAGCAGGGCUGACAAAUGAUGAAAGCGAGAGAGAGAGACAAAACUCCCACCGUAUAUUCUAGAUAGAGAACCAUUACGAGGCAUCUAUCUCCUAGUUUUGAAAAGAAUUGUAUACUAAAAUUUGAAAUUUGGAGUAUUUGAUUCCAAGUUUUGAAAAGAAAGAGUUGAUUGAUCAUUCAGAGAGAGAGAGAAGAGAAGUGGGUAUUGAGUAAUUUGAUGGCUGAGAUUGGAUUACAAGGAAAGCUUCUAAGUGCAGUGGUAGCCAUUGUUCUUCUACUUCUUCUUCUUCAUUCUUUUGUGUUUGUUUCCACAGAAAGUAGCAUGAAACAGGACUUUCCAAGCAAAGAAAAUGGAACUAUUCAAGAGAUUGAUCCGAAUUACUUUAAACAAAUACUCAAAUUCUUAUUGCAAAAAGGUCAAGUGGGUUAUGAGCAUGUUUGGCCGGAAAUGAAAUUUGGUUGGAAAAUCAUAGUGGGGACUGUAGUUGGCUUCUUUGGAGCAGCAUUUGGGAGUGUUGGAGGUGUUGGUGGUGGAGGAAUUUUUGUUCCAAUGCUUACUCUAAUCAUUGGAUUUGAUGCCAAAUCAUCAGCUGCAAUGUCAAAAUGUAUGAUAGCAGGUGCAGCAGCUGCAAGUGUUUUCUUCAACCUCAAGCUAAGGCAUCCUACUCUUGACCUACCCAUCAUCGACUAUGACCUCGCCCUUCUCUUUCAACCAAUGUUGGUGCUUGGAAUUAGCAUCGGAGUUGCUUUUAAUGUGAUUUUCGCGGACUGGAUGGUUACCGUCUUGCUCAUUAUUCUGUUUUUAGGCACAUCAAUUAAGACAUUUUUCAAGGGUCUUGAGACAUGGAAGAAAGAAACUAUAAUAAAAAAGGAUGCUGCUAGACUCUCGGCAUCUAAUGAUGGUGGUAGUGAAGAAGCAGAAUACAAACCUUUACCUGGAGGCCCUAGCAAUGGCACUCAAAUGGAAUCCAAUGAAUCUAAAGCACCAGAGGUUUCUAUUAUCCAAAAUAUUUACUGGAAGGAACUUGGUAUUCUUUUUGCUGUCUGGGCCAUUAUCCUUGCUCUACAGAUUGGCAAGAAUUACACAACAAGCUGUUCUGCAGCAUACUGGGUACUGAAUCUGUUGCAGAUCCCCGUGGCUGUUGGGGCAUCUGGAUAUCAAGCAAUAAACUUAUACAAAGGGAGGAGAGUAAUAGCAUCCAAGGGAGAGGAAGUAACAACUUGGCGAGUGCACCAGUUGGUUCUUUACUGUAGCUGUGGCGUUCUGGCCGGGAUAGUUGGUGGGUUGUUAGGUCUUGGUGGUGGUUUCAUUCUGAGUCCUCUGUUUUUGGAGUUGGGAAUCCCUCCUCAGGUGUCAAGUGCCACAGCUACCUUUGCCAUGCUGUUCUCCUCAUCCAUGUCAGUCGUUGAAUACUACCUUCUCAAGCGUUUCCCAGUUCCAUAUGCUCUCUACUUUGUUGCAGUGGCUACCAUUGCAGCCUUUGUAGGGCAACAUGUGGUGAAAAGAAUAAUCACCAUUCUAGGGAGGGCAUCUUUGAUCAUCUUCAUUCUGGCCUGCACAAUUUUUAUUAGUGCAAUCUCAUUAGGUGGUGUUGGCAUAGCCGAAAUAAUUGACGAGAUCGAGGAGAAGGAUUACAUGGGUUUUGAAGACAUCUGUUCGUAUUAACUUUAGGGGUAUAUUUGUGUUGGAAAAGAUAAGAUUCUUAAGAUAAGUGGAAUAUGAAAAUGAAAUAUGUGGUGUAGACUUUGAACAAGGGUAUUUGGUGGCUUCUCUGACAUUUUUCCAUCAUGUGUCUUCAUCAGAGCUCAAAAGGCUCAGGUAGCCAAUUAAGGUGCAAGACAUCAGGAAACCAACUGUUGUGAGAUUGUGAUUUAGACCUUGGGUGUUAAAUGGUUUAUGUGAAAGCACAUUCAACCAUCAGUUCAUCAUUUGAAGGGUCCCAUUUUGAGAAACUAUCAAAAACAACUUGUGAUGUAACUUGUCUAUAUUUCAUUCAACAUGAUUGUUAGUCCCAA